CAUCCAAACUACCGACACACUCAGAAUCCUUGGGCUCACAAUCAACACCAAAUACAAUUGGAUCUCUCACAUCAACAAACUCAAAGUUGACCUUGCUAAGCCACUAGGCAUCAUCAAACACCUCUCUUCAUUUAAAUAUAACUGCCACACUUCAUCAUUAGUGCAAAUCAUAAAAUCCAUAAUCAUUUCCAAAAUAGAUUUCUGCCUUCCCAUAUAUGGAUUUGCUCCCAAAUCCCAACUUAACCGCAUAAAAACCACCCUAAAUACAGCAAUAAGAGCCGCCCUUGGAGCAUUCCGUACCACCCCCAUAAAUAAUAUGCUAGCUGAAACCAACAUCUUCACCAUUGAAAGCAAACGAGACUACCUUACCGGGAAAAUCUCCAAAAACCUCAUCCACGGAAAAUCCACCCCCCUAAAUACCCUUUCCAAAAGCCAUAAAAGAAAACACCGACUGCUCAGCACGGUAGACAGAGCCAUACAAGUGUCCCAAAAACACCUCAUCCCUUUUUCCCCAAUCAGAACCUCCACAUCCAAAAAAUUCAACAUCCUUAACAUCCACAAAUCAACAAACAUCAACCUCUCCAAUCACAACAAAAACACUACCCCUACAAUAGUCUUCCACCAACUUUUCCACUCUAUCAAAUCAGCUCUCCCCAAACACAACUUCCUUUACACAGACGGCUCCAAAGCCGGGGGCAUUACCAGCUACUGUAUUACAAACGAGUCAGCAGUAAUAAAAACUGGAUUGCUGCCAACAUACUCAUCUGUACUCUCCAGCGAAAUCAUUGCAAUACACGAAGCCAUCUUAUUUACUCGAUAUAAACGUGGAAAAUAUGCUAUCUGCACCGACUCCCUCUCCUCUAUCACCUCAAUCAGGAACCCCAACAAUCACUCCUACUACGCCUCCUCGAUCAGAAACCUAUUAUCCACCCACUUCCCUAAGAUCCUAAUAAUCUGGAUACCCAGUCACAUUGGCAUAAAAGGCAACGAAUUCGCCGACUCUACAGCCAGGAUGAACGCCAAAUUUCCCCUUAUUUACACCCCAAACCACAACUCUACCGAUAUUGCACACUUCCUAAAAAAAAUCCUCCAAUCCAAGCAAACUGACCUCCUCACAAACACCUCUACAUGGUACCAACAAAUUAGCAACCUCGCUACCAACAACACCCCCAAAAACAAUAUCCUUAAUAGAAGGCACCAGGUCAUAUUUAAUAGACUGAGACUGGGCCACACCAAGCUGACCAACGCCCACUACAUUGACAAAACAUUGCCCAACACAUGUCCAUUGUGCCACAACGCGAACAUAGACUUACGACACACACUAUACACCUGUCCCUCACUCUUACCACAAAGGUCCCUAUCAUUCAAUAACAACGACCCCAUGCAACUUAUCGCAAACCCCACCAACUCAAAUUCCAAAAUUAUCCUCAAAUUCCUACAAACCGCAAAUAUCCUCCACAAUAUAUAACCGAACAUACUGUAAAUAAAUACUCAUCCCAACAUCUUUGUAUAUAUGUAUAAAAUCUGACCCAAUUACCCUAGAGCUUAAGGCCUCAGUAGCUAUAGCUCCAACUUCUGUUAAUAUUUAGUUUUAACUAGCUAUUAGCAUUAUUUAAUA
This is a messenger RNA of Drosophila miranda, 1618 nucleotides long. RefSeq lists its product as uncharacterized. The record is from RefSeq and is a predicted model, not a curated record. Gene Ontology annotation, molecular function: RNA-DNA hybrid ribonuclease activity; nucleic acid binding. The transcript has 2 exons. The coding region runs from base 317 to 1468 and encodes 383 amino acids. Lineage: Eukaryota; Metazoa; Arthropoda; Insecta; Diptera; Drosophilidae.